Molecule: messenger RNA, 772 nt
Organism: Cylicostephanus goldi
Lineage: Eukaryota; Metazoa; Nematoda; Chromadorea; Rhabditida; Strongylidae
Source: the annotation of a GenBank genome assembly
GUACUUCGGGUCGAUGUUGUGUCGGGUCGUCGGAGGCAUCCAAGCCAUCGGAGUUUUUAUUGGCACAUUCUCAUUAUGUGCUAUAGCAAUAGACCGCUAUUUUCGACUGGUCGUUGCCCCAGGAAGCCCUCUCCGGAAAGUAAAUGCGAUCCGAAUUACGGUUCUUUUAUGGAUCAUCUCAAUAUUAGUGACGUUACCAUAUGUCUACCAUAUGAAAAUGAAGAAAUAUCCGGCAAUAAACGUCUGCGGAGAGUUUUGUACUGAGAAAUGGCCGAAUGUGCAUUCAAAGCGGAUAUACACUCUCUUUGUGCUAGCUAUCCAGUUUGUGAUUCCAUUCACGAUCAUGACCAUCUGCUACCAAGCGGUUCGUAGAAAUUUUUCGGUUGGAAUUGAUGGCACGACGCGCGUAGGAGUUGCCUGGGUCUGUCUGCGACCUACUAUAGUGUGUCGUGGCAGGACCAUGUCUGCCCUCUCCACUUUUCCUUCAGUAUUCUCAUUCCUCCGACGACGAGCACAAUCUCGUUUGACUUCCAUCGCACAGCAGGCAAAUUUGUUGUAUGUCGUAGCUGCCACAGCCGGUGGUGACACGCAGCAGCACAAAGAGCAGGUGAAUAUUCUUUUCUUCAAAUCUAAAGGGACCACGGUCAAAAUUCCGCUGCAGUUGACCCAUCUGAUCGAGCAGAAGAAGCGCGUCAUGCAGCAGCGACGACGUGUAACGCUGAUAUUGGUGUCGAUGGUGGUGAUCUUCGGCAUUACAUCGUUACCACACAAC